Lepisosteus oculatus (spotted gar) is the source of this 6810-nucleotide messenger RNA. Lineage: Eukaryota; Metazoa; Chordata; Actinopteri; Semionotiformes; Lepisosteidae. The record is from RefSeq and is a predicted model, not a curated record.
AUGGCUUCUGAAGACCUCCAGGUGCUGGCGCGCAACUGUUUUGCGGUGCUCUGGAAGGCCGCGGGGGGUGAAGGCACGGAGAAGGACCCCAGCGCCAGGCUGAGCGGCCGCAUGCAGGCCGUCGGCUUCCUGCUUCUCCUCGGUGGCGGCUCUCCGCCCUCCCAGCCUCUUCCAGAGAGCAGCCCCCCCGGCCUGGUGUCGCGCCACUGCGAGGCCGCCAUGGUGGAGUACGAGGCCCUCUGCAGCCCGCUGGGGGAGAAGGCGGCCGCCAUCUUGGUGAAGGAGAGCGAGCGCUUCCUGCUCCGCCCCCUGCUGCACAAGCUGGGCGGGCCGAGGCAGGACCAGGGCGACCCCAGCUGCCUCUGGGCAGGGGCCACGCUGUGUGAGAUUGUGCUGAACGUCUGCAAGCAGCUCUGUAAGGCCGGCUGUUGGAAGCGAGCUGCAGCGCUCCUGGAGCAAGCCAGGGGCCGGCUGCAAGGGCACAGGGACGCUGCCCACCUCGGCCUGACGCUGGAGCUGGCCGGCCGAGGGCUGGGCGUGCACCAGGCCCUCUCCGCCGGGCAGGAGUGUAGCCAGCACCUGGCGGAGUGCGCCCACGUCCUGAGAGGCUUCCCUUCCGCCGCCAACGACCAGGAGUGCCGCAUGGCCGUGGAGGGGUGCCAGCUGGUGGCGUGGGCGCUGGAGACCGGGCUGAAGCGGGGGCAGGCGCUGGGCGGCGCAGCGCUGCUGGGCUGGCUCUCCUUCGCUGGGCUCUACCAGGAGCUGCUGCAGAAGCGCCUGGACAGCGCGCAGGUGGCAGUUCGGCAGCCAGAGCAUCAGUUUCUCCAGCAGGUCCUGUUCCAGAGUCUCCAGCAGGGAUUCUUCCUGGCCUACGACAGCCUGCUGGCCUCACAGCUGCAGGACAGGGAGGACCUGAGGAGGGUGGUGCUCUCCUGUCGGGCAGCAGCCGGCCGGCUCCUGGGGGAGCAACAGGGCUUCUCUCCAUCGGACAGAGGGGAGUACUUCGUUAAAGCUGUCAGCUGCAUCAAUACCCUGGCCUGUGGACUGUACAACCAGCAGCUGUACUCCGAGGCCCUCUCUCUGGUGGAGAUCUUGUGCAAGGAGCUGGCCAGACCAUCCGGCCUCUCUCUGCCUCAGGACAAGCUGCACCGCGCGUUCCUGGUGGCCGUGCAGAGCUCGCGGAAGAGCGGGCAGCCGGAGCGGGCGCUCGACUGGGUGGUGUCCUGGCUGCGGGCGCUGGGCGACCAGGUGACCGAGCACAUGGCGGAGCCCAUCUCCCUGUGGGUCAGAACCAAGGCCGAUGCCGCCCGCAGUGGCAUGGAGGACAUACGGCUCAGGACGCUGAAGGACGGGCUUGGGACGCCCGCGCCCGCGGAGGCUGUGCUCCUCGCCCUGCUGGAGGAGGAGCUGCGGGCGUACCGGGGCGUGGCGGGCGACACGGCGCAGGAGCGCUACAACACCCUGUGCGACCUGCUCGAGAUCUGCCACGAGGGCAGCCCGCGGGCGCACGACCGCGCCGCGUACCUCUGCGAGCUCGCGCAGGUCCUCUGCUACCACGACCUGGCCGACCAGACGGACUGCUCGGCCAUGGAUGCCAUCCAGGAGUCCCUGAGGCUGCUGGAGCAGCAGCCCGAGACCCCAGAGAACAGGGACCGGCUGCGGGACAACCGGGCGCAGGCCUCCCUCUGGCUCUACAUCUGCACUCUGGAGAAGAACCUGCAAGAGGCGCUGGAGACGGACCAGAGGUUACGCGCGGCACAGGAGCAGGCGGGAGAGAAUUGCGCCGGGACCCCCAGCCCCAAUGACCUGGACUACGAGGACCAGCAGCAGGACAGCCAGCUCGUCUACGAGGGCCUGCGCUUCAACCUGGUGGCCGAGAGCGAGCAGUCGCAGCCUCUGGACCGGGCCCUGGAGCUGUGGCGCUCCCUGCUGGCUGGAGGGGCUGUUCCGGCAGUGCGCAGCACCAAGCAGACAGCCUCUGCCCUGCACCUCAUGGCAGCCCUGUACAGGCUGAUGGGCAAGGUGCUGCCAGCUCUAGAGAGCUACCUCCUUGCAGCCCGGCUCUCGCGAGGACUGGGUGAUUCCCGCAGCUCUGCCAGUGCCCUGUGCCACACGGCUAAGCUGUUGCUGGAGAUCGGUGCCCCCAACCUGGCACAGCCCCACCUGGAGGAGGCGGAGGCGUGUCUGUCGGCAGCGGACGCCAGCACCGAGGGCCUCUCUCUGCUCGACCUGCUGCGCCAGCUGCUGAGAAGCCAGCUGUGCUGCGCCACCGGUCAGGUGGAGGAAGGCGUGUCUCACCUGACGCAGGUGUUGCAGGAGCUGGCAGAACAGAAACAGACCAAGAGCUGGUGCCUGUUGAGAGCCAGCGCCCUGCAGACUGUGGGCAGUUUCCUGAGCUUGCCCACCUCCACGCUGCCACCCCGCCUGCGGCAGAGAGUGACCGCGUAUGGGUGGAAGUCCCCGGGCGUGGCCCUCAGCGAGAGCAGGAAGCUGCUGUGCAGUGUUGUGGUCACCCUGCUGGGGAACGGGGUGCUCGGGACCGACAAGCUCCAGACGAAGUCGCGCUUCGUGGACCAAGGAGAGAACCUCCUGCAGAAGUGGCAGGUGCUGUCCGAGGUGCUGAGCUGCUCCCAGCGGCUGGUCUCUCUGAGCAGCCAGGCUGGAGCCACCUGUGAGGCCAAGGCCCUGUGUCUGGAGGCUCUUCGCCUGACCACCAAGCUGCAGACCCUCCGCCAGUGUGCUGAGUUCCUGGUGAUGAAGGCGGAGCUGGAGCUGCAGAGGGGGGAGGCCGAGCCCAGUGGGAUGGACCUGCAACAAGUCCGGGAGCUGCUGGAGCACUGCGCUGAUUUCAGCAGGAAGACGGUAAAGAAAGAGGUGAAGAUCAAACCGAGGAAAGGUCGGAAGGUGAAGAAGCAGGACCCUGCAGUGCCCCCUUCUGGCCAGGACCCGGUACAGCGGCAGACUGGGGAGGAGCAGGAGGAUGAAGCGCGGUUCCUGAGCCGGUGCCCCUUCCCCCGCGAGGCCAUCGAUGCCGUGCGCGAGUGGAGCCUGUCUUCGUCGCCGCCUCUCAGACCACGUGCCCAGGGCUUGCUGUCCUGUCUGGCCCACGGCUCUGACUGCGACUGCCCCUGCUGCUCCGACCCUGGGCUGGCCCGCGUGGUCGCGCGCUGGGCUGCCGCCCGGGCUGAGCUGUACCGCUCUGCGGAGGAGGAGGGGGACGGCGACGGCCGCAAGCUGCUGCUGGCUGGCCUGUCUCGCUGCAACAACCUGACCGCCAAGCUGGGGGCUGCCCUGGCUCGGCUGUGUUGUAGGGGCACGCAGAAGAAGCCCGCUUGUGCUCCGACUUAUCUUCACGACUUAGUGGGCAGGAUUUACCUGCGCCUGGCCUGCUCCAGCCUGGAAUCGCGGGCUGAGAAGCCCACGGCCACUUGGGAACUCCUGGAGGCUGGCCUGAAGUUCCUGGCCUCUGCCAGCUCGCCUGAGCUGGAGCCCCUCCGUGCCGGCCUGCUUGCCACCAAAGCGUUGGCCUCAAUUUGUGCCCUGGCUGCCCAGAGGGACUGCCGCCCAGAGGAACUCUUCACCCCAGCCUGGGCCUGGACCCCACCAGCUGAGGGGGAAGUCCAAAGCCAGCCCAUGCCCGUCGAGAAGGCUAAAGGGAAGAGCAACGUCGUUUUGGCUCCACCCAAAACCAGAAAGACCUUGCAUUCUGCCAAAAAGACACCUGCCUCUAAAAAACCUGUGGUCCCAAGCUUCAAGACUCCUACGCCUGGAGAGCCGUACUCCUUCGACGAGAUAGACGGCGAGCUUCCACACAUCUCCAUCAAGCCCGCCUCGCCCCCAGCUCUGGGCACCCCAGUUCAAACGCACCGUCCCAGGGCAGGAGCUUCUCGUGGUUCGGCCAGGCCCGGACUCAAGGCCCAGCAGCAGUUCAAGGUGUUCGUGGAGUCUUCACCCGUGCAGGACGAGGCGACGCCAGUGCCCGCCGCUCCCAGACGCAACAAAAAGUCACGCUUUAAGGUGGUUUUCAGUGAUGAAAGUGAUACAGAAGCAGCCGAAGAGGUGCAGGAAGUGAAGCAGGAUGUUCUCGCCAGCAAGAAGCCAAGAGAGAAACGGGGUGCCAAAGAGCCCCACCAAGAUGGGAAAGCAAAACAGCUCCCUCACACUGACAAACCGGGCAAGAAGAGAGCGGGCCGGGUACCGGCCUCAAAAACGCCUUCUACCGCCCUGCCUCCAUCCUCCCCCUCCUCUGAGGACUCGGUCAAGGCUGUACCUGCCACCAGGAGGGAGACUAGAGCAAGAAAGGGCACUCGUUCUGGCGCCGCCCUACUGGCCAGAAGGAUGGUGGACUCGACAGGAAUUCCUGAGCCUGAACAGAUGAGGACCAUUGAGGAAGAAGAAGAGGAGGAGCUGCUGGAGUUAGAGAUGAGUCUGGAGCAGCUCAGAGCGUCCGACACAGAGGAGCAGGAAACAUCUGGAAGGCGGCAAGGUUGGCAUCCAGGCCUCCCAGACGGAGAUCGUGAGGUCCUGAGACGGGAUCUGGGAGCCGAGAGGGACAGGGAUGGGCUGUGCGAGGCCACCAGAGGGGUGACCCCCGGUACCUCAUUCCCCAGCAUUAACCCAGUCUCUCUGUCUGUCCCCGCAGAGGGUCUCUCCAUGGCCGCGGUGCAGGCUCUCCUGCGCGCCACGCUCCUGUCCGUGCAGCACUGCCCCCCGGCUGCCCUCUACGCCCGCGUGUGCCACCUGCUGGCCCUGUGCCACGGCGACGCCCUGCCUCUGGCCACCGCAUUCCUGCACGCCGAGUCUCUGGCCAUCACCGCGAGGCACAGCAUGGGCCGGCACCUGUACAGCCGCCAGCGGAAGUUGAAGAAGGCGUCGGGGCCUGACCUGGCCGAGCGGCUGCAGGAGCUCUGCCUGGGGGAGCAGCCAGGAGACCCCUCCCUGGAGCGCCUCGCCCACCUGGAGCACAUCUUCCAGUUCCCCUGUCUCGAGCCCGGAGCCUUCCCCCAGGGCCACUGCCAGAGGUUUCAGGAGCAGCUGCAGCGCAUCCCUCCUGGAGUGACGGUGUGCCUGCUGUCGCUGAGACCCAUCGGCACGCUGCUGCGGGAGUUCGAGGCCAUGCAGCAGGAGCAGAAGGCGCUCAGCAACGUCACGGACAAGGCGGAGUGGUGGGAGGGGCGCCGCCUGCUGGAUGGCAGGAUGAAGGCGCUGUUAGAAAGUAUGGAGGAGCAGGUGCUGAGCUGCUGGAGGGGCCUGCUGCUGCCCCAUUGUCAGGACCCCGAGGUGGCCAAGCAGGCUGCCUGUCUGCAUCAAGCGCUCUCUGAGUGUGGAGCCCAGAGCAGCGAAGACUUGCUGAAGGCUGUGCUGACCGCCGCUCCUCUCCUCUCCCCCUCGGACCUGCGCUUGCUGGCUGGGGGGUUGUGUCCGACGCAGCCCGAUGAAGCACAGCGCCUCCUGCAGUCUGCCGUCACUGUUCUGAAAGACCGACAGGAGAGCCAGCCAAAGGGACAUGUCGUCCUUAUCCUGGACAAGCACCUGCAGAAGCUCCCCUGGGAGAGUGUGCCCUGUCUGAGAGCCCGCGCUGUCACCCGGCUGCCCUCUCUGCACUUCCUGCUGGGACACUGCGCCCUGAGAGAGCUGGACCCACGCUCGGUUCUGAACCAGGGUGUGGACCCACGGCGCACGUUCUACGUGUUGAACCCACAGGCCAACCUGCUGGGCACCGAGGAGCGCUUCCGGGACUGGUUCACCAGUGAGGAGGGCUGGCAGGGUGUGUGUGGCCGAGCCCCGACCCCCGAGCAGGUGCAAGAGGCCCUCUCCACCCAGGACCUCUAUGUUUACGCGGGACAUGGGGCCGGGGCACGGUUCCUGGACGGCUCGGCGGUCCUGCGGCAGGAUUUCCACGCUGUGUCCCUCCUCUUCGGCUGCAGCAGUGCUGCGCUGGCGGUCCGAGGCGAACUGGAAGGCACAGGCAUCGUUCUCAACUACCUCAUGGCUGGCUGCCCGCUGGUCCUUGGCAACCUGUGGGAUGUGACGGACCGGGACAUCGACCGCUUCAUGAAGACCCUCCUGCAGCUGUGGCUGGGGGCCGGUCGCGGGGCGCCCCUCCUGGAUCACAUGACCGCAUCCCGCCAGGCGCCGCGGCUGAAACACCUCAUCGGCGCUGCCCCGGUGGUGUACGGUCUCCCCGUGUCUCUGCGCUGACUGCCUUUCUUGUAACUCCCCACAUUCCAGCAUUGUGCAUCCGCUUGAUCUCUCCAGGUUUUAUCUGGAGCUGGGGGUGGGGUCCUUGAGUGCAAUAACCGCAGCUGCAUUUUGAAAUUUAUUAUCUCCACGUCUGUCUAAGCAUGUUCUGAAAAUGGGUUGGAAACUGCCAUUAAUUAUUCAUUUGCUUUUAUGAGAUAAUAUAGCUUGUUAAACUUGCAGCGGAACUAAUUGGCUGUGCAGUGGGAUUUAUAUUUGUUUCCCUGUAUUUUGAAAUGCCAGACUAUGCAGGAGCUGGGAUAAACUCCCAGGGUUUUACAAUGGUCUCCAAGUGAAGGAAAGUGUUGUCGACAAGACAAAGUUAUGGAUCUCUCACUAUCCUGAGACUGUUCAUGCAAACCCAUUGGCCUUUAUUCAAGCAAGCCAAAAAGAGCCAAAUCCAGUGCAUUUAUUUAUAUUUACAAGUGUGUGCUCGGAUAUCCCCUGACAUUUAGGCCAGUAUAUGUUUAUGGUUUUUUGCUUUUAUUUUUUAACUACCAUUUUGUGUAUAUGUAUUUUAAGGUUGUGAACAAUGUAUGCAUUCCUUUUUAAAGUAUGUAAUAAAGAAAA